Messenger RNA from Gadus chalcogrammus (walleye pollock), 1891 nucleotides. RefSeq lists its product as uncharacterized. Bases 196 to 1215 code for a protein of 339 amino acids. Lineage: Eukaryota; Metazoa; Chordata; Actinopteri; Gadiformes; Gadidae. The record is from RefSeq and is a predicted model, not a curated record. The transcript is spliced from 2 exons.
GUGGUGUCUUAAAUAUGUGCAUUUUCAACUUCAGGAGGAGGACAAGAUCCGCCCACGGCCACCACGACUGGAUCCCAUUUCGGAGAAGGAGAGCCAAGCCCCUCAUCAGACCAUGAUGAGGACAACAGGACCAGUACCAGCAGUGCAGAUGACAGCGCAACACAGAGUAAAGAAGAGCAGGAGGGGGCAGGGUUAAUGGACGUUUGCCAGUCUGAAAGCGAGGAUCUACUGUCAAAUGAUCCAGGGUUGUGGCCAGCAAAGCUCAUGGACAGUGACAGAACUGGUAUUGUCAGGAAAUUGGCUAAUACAGAGUCAAAGCCAUUUCCAAAAGACUCUGAAGGGAAAGCUUUUCCAGAGUACCUGAGGUACACAAAGGCAGCAAAUGGCAGGGAAAAGACAAAAAGGGAUUGGCUAAUUUACAGUGAAAGUGUAAAUGCACUGUUCUGCAUUCCUUGUGUCCUUUUUGCCUCUGAGGUAAAAAAGCCCUCUCAAAGCGCACUGGGUGGAUGUGGAUACAAAAUGUGUGAUGUAAAAUGGCGUCGCAUGUAUAACAAAUUACCAAGCCAUGAGAACAAUAGGGCACACAGAGAUUGUUAUCUAAAAUGGAAAAAUCUACAGUGCUCUAUUAAUGCUGCAAAAGGUGUAGACCACCACAUACAGAGCCAGAUGCUGUCAGAAAUCGAGAAAAAUGUAGCUCUUUUGACACGCCUCUUAGAUGUAACACUGCACUUGGCAUCCAGGAAUUUGCCUUUUCGGGGCAAAACACAAACAUUAGGGGAUGUCCACAAUGGUAAUUACUUGGGGACAUUGGAAUUUAUGUCCCAUUAUGACCCCCUUUUAAAGGACCACCUCGACAAAGUCAGGAACAAUACCAAAGGGAGCAGACUUGCUCAUUAUUUGUCUUCGGACUCUCAAAAUGAGUUCAUUCAGCUUUGUGCAAAAAGGGUCUUGAAAUCUAUUCUGAAAGAAAGGGAGGAUGCCAUUUACUACAGUAUUAUUUGUGAUGCCACACCUGACAUUUCUCAUGCAGAGCAAAAUGUUCUGCUAAUUAGAUAUGUCCACUACAAUGACAAUGAAAAUGAAUGGCAGAUAACCGAAAGGUUUACCGAAUUUAAACAAUUUCACAAAAAAACUGGGAGUGAAAUAGCUGGAAUGAUAGAGAAUAUGCUUAAGGAACUAGGCAUAGAUAUCAGUGAUUGCAGGGGACAAGGCUAGGACAAUGGCGCAAAUAUGUCUGGGAAAGUUAAAGGUGUACAAGCCCAAAUACUCAAGACCAACAAUCUGGCCACGUUUUCACCUUGUGCUUCCCAUACUUUGAAUCUCACUGGGGUACAUGCUGCAGGAUCAAGCGAAGAAGUGUCAACUUAUUUUGGCUUCAUCAACUGUCUUUACAGAUUUGUAAGUGCCAGUCCACACAGAUGGGCCAUAUAUAAGCAAGCUACUGGCUGCUCUGUCCACAGCUUGUCUGACACUCGCUGGAGUGCGAGAAUUGAUGCAGUGAAGCCCAUUGCCAAACACUUACCAAGUGUCAUUGAGGCCCUUGGUAAAAUACUUAGUACAUGCAGCCUAACCAAUGAUGCCAGGGCAGAAGCUGUAGGUCUGCAAAAGUAUUUCAUGACAUUUGAUGCCAUUGUGCUCCUCACGAUUUGGGUGAAAGUUUUGCAUGCAAUUGACCAAAGAAAUGUGAUACUGCAGUCAGGGAAAAUUUCUCUGGAGGUGGAGGCAGCCAAUAUAAAGUCCCUCAAAGUUGAAAUGCAGAAUCUCAGAAAUGAGUGGGAUUCCCUCCUCGCUGAGGCAACACUCAAUGCCACUGAACUGGGGAUACCUCCCCAUUUCAAAAAGGAAGUUAGCCGUGAGAGAAAACGAAAGAGGUUUUUUGAUGAGGCACGCA